UAUAAAACUGUAUCAUGUCUUAAAAGAAAAGAAUUACGUAUUUUAAAAAGAUGUAGUUUAAAAAACCAUAUAAAUAAGUUGUGUUAUUAAUAUCAGUGAGGAAAAACCACAAGUAAUAAGCAUCGAGCCAUGGCUGGUCGAAAGCCAGUGACCAAGAAGGUUAUCAACUCACCGGAGACGUGUGUGGAUGACAACCUACGAGGUGUGGUGGCGGUGUACCCCGCUCUCAAGCUGCAUCCCAAGCACCGCGUUAUUACUGUCAGGACUAAGAAUGACACGGGUAGAGUAGCGGUCCUCGGCGGCGGAGGAUCCGGUCAUGAACCUUUUGCUGCUGGUAUGGUGGGUAGCGGCAUGCUGGACGGAGCGGUAGCGGGUGGAGUGUUCGCCUCACCCCCCACCGGACAUGUGCUGUACGGCAUCGCGCACCUCUACAAGUAUAACUCAGGUGGCGUGAUUGUGAUCAUCGGGAACUACACGGGCGACAGGCUCAACUUUGGCAAGGCUAUUGAAAAGGCAAAGAUUGCUGGCAUAAAGGUGGAAGGUUUGAUAGUGGGCGAAGACGUGGCGUCCAGUCAGAACAAGACGGGUGGCCGCAGCAUGGUCGGAGAGGUCAUCUUUUACAAGCUGUGCGGAGCGAUGGCUCAGAAAGGUUACGAGUUGGCGAACAUCCGCGACAUGGCGGCCGAAGCCAAUAAGUACAUGGCCACCCUCGGCGUCUGUCUGAGCGCUUGCUCCUUACCUGGUCAGCCACCACUGUUCGAGAUCCUGGCUGAUGAGAUGGAGCUGGGGGCGGGAGUGCACGGGGAGGCUGGCAUCCGCAAGAUGAAACUCGGCACUGCAAGGGAAGUCGUCGCUAUGAUACUUGACCAGAUAAUAGAUCAUCUGAAGUUAAAAGCGGGAGAUAGAAUAGCAGUGACCAUCGACAACCUGGGCAGCACCUCCUUCCUCGAGAUGAACAUCAUCAGCGCAGAAACGAAAGAUUACCUAGAAUCUAAACAGAUUGUAGUAGAGCGGAUAUUUGCCGGCCACCUCAAGACGUCACUGGAGAUGCACGGCUUCCAGAUCUGUGUGCUGCAUCUGAACAAGGAGCACGGGGACCUGUGGCUGGAGCUGCUAGACUUCCCCACUGACGCCUCGGGCUGGACAGGAGGCGUGGCGUCCCAGAGUGAGGACGUGGAUCAUGGAGACGAUCUUACCUUGCUGCAAGCUGAUGGAAGGGAGAUGACAGCAGGUCCAUCUCUAAGCGGCAAGCAGCAGGCGGUCCUCAAAGCCAGUCUGAUGGCGGCGGCGACGACACUGACGCAGAGCGAGGCGCUGCUCAACAGGCUCGACUCCGGCUGCGGGGACGGUGACUGUGGCAUUACGCUGAAGAAGUUUGCACAAGCUACUCUAUCAUACUUGGAGAAGGCCGAUUUGGAGCACCCGUCGAGUGUGCUGUGGGCGCUGUCUGAGGCGGCGGAGACCGACAUGGGCGGCACCUCCGGCGGCAUCUACAGCCUCGGCUUUGCCGCCGCCUCGCAGGCACUAGCUAAUGCGAAAUGUAUUGAUCCCGCGGCAUGGCUUUCGGCGUGGGAGCAGGCCAUGGCUGCCAUCACUAAGUACGGAGGAGCCGAACCUGGAGACAGGACUAUGCUUGACACUCUGCACACGGCGGCGACUGCGUUCAGAGCUAACCUCAACGCAGACCUGAAGACUUUACUGCAGAAGACCGCGGAUGCUGCGGAAGCGGGCUGCCGGGCUACUGCCAACAUGACGGCUAGGGCUGGUCGUGCGUCGUACGUGUCGUUGGAGCACGUGAGCGGCGAGGACGCAGGUGCGCGCGCCGCCGCGCUCUGGCUGCGAGCCGUACUUGACUCUAUUGCACAAGCAUAUUGAGCUCAUAUUACAAUGAAUACAUUAUUUUAUACCAAAAAUAAUAUU
This is a messenger RNA of Papilio machaon (common yellow swallowtail), 1920 nucleotides long. RefSeq names its product triokinase/FMN cyclase. Gene Ontology annotation, molecular function: glycerone kinase activity. The coding region runs from base 130 to 1875 and encodes 581 amino acids. Gene Ontology annotation, cellular component: cytosol. Gene Ontology annotation, biological process: glycerol catabolic process. The transcript is spliced from 15 exons. Lineage: Eukaryota; Metazoa; Arthropoda; Insecta; Lepidoptera; Papilionidae. The record is from RefSeq and is a predicted model, not a curated record.